CACCAAACCGAACCGUCGACGACCAUCACCUCACCCAGCAAUCACGAUGGUUCGAUACGCCGCCACCGAGAUCGCGCCCGCGAAGUCGGCCCGCGCCCGCGGUGCCUACCUCCGUGUGUCCUUCAAGAACACCCGCGAGACCGCCCAGGCCAUCAACGGCUGGAAGCUGGAGCGUGCCCUGACCUUCCUCGAGAACGUCAGGACGAAGACUGAGGCUGUCCCCAUGCGCCGCUACGCCGGCUCUACCGGCCGCACCGCCCAGGGCAAGCAGUUCGGUGUCUCCAAGGCCCGCUGGCCCGUCAAGUCUGCCGACUUCCUCCUCGGCCUUCUCCGCAACGCUCAGUCCAACGCCGACGCCAAGGGCCUCGACACCGGCAACCUCGUCGUCAAGCACAUCCAGGUCAACCAGGCCCCCAAGCAGCGCAGGCGCACGUACCGUGCCCACGGCCGCAUCAACCCCUACAUGUCCAACCCCUGCCACAUCGAGCUCAUCCUCACCGAGGGCGAGGAGGUCGUUCAGAAGUCCGAGGCCGUCGUCGGCCGUGAGCACCUCUCCUCCAGGCAGCGUGGUGUCCGCGCCCGCAAGGCCAUCACCUCCGCCUAAGCGACAUGAUCUCUCCCCCAAACGCAUCAUUUCUCUUGAGGGCCCCCUGGUGAUUUUCUGCCCGGUCGGGUUUUAGACAAAGCGAGAGGCAGGAGGGCCAGGUUCGAGGCAAGCGGAACAACAGGGCGGGCGUCGGUCGGGCGGGAAACGAAAUUGCGAAUAAUGCAUAUGGCCUCCACCCUUAUGCGUUGCGGCUCUCUUUCUCGUUCAUUUGCUAU
Verticillium alfalfae VaMs.102 is the source of this 822-nucleotide messenger RNA. RefSeq names its product 60S ribosomal protein L17. Gene Ontology annotation, cellular component: ribosome; cytosolic large ribosomal subunit. Bases 47 to 604 code for a protein of 185 amino acids. Gene Ontology annotation, biological process: cytoplasmic translation. The transcript has 4 exons. Gene Ontology annotation, molecular function: structural constituent of ribosome. Lineage: Eukaryota; Fungi; Ascomycota; Sordariomycetes; Glomerellales; Plectosphaerellaceae. The record is from RefSeq and is a predicted model, not a curated record.